AUGAAUCUUUAAAUGAAGAUCUGUUGUUUGGCUUUCAUUUAGAAUGGUUUAAAAAGUCAACGGCGAAAAUGCCUAAAGAACACAUUCAGAGUCUCAAAUCUCUUCUGACAUAGUCUCCUAAGAAUUUCACUAAUCAGCAUUUAUCGUUUCAGUUUAUUUGGUUACCCAUUCCAUUCUUUUUUAUAGUUAAUUUAUUUGGAAAAUGAGUCGACAGCAGCCUCGCAAAGACACAAAAAUGCGAAUAAGAGCAUUUCCAAUGACAAUGGAUGAAAAAUAUGUGAACAAUAUUUGGACAUUGCUGAAAAAUGCUAUUCAAGAAAUCCAGAAAAAAAAUAACAGUGGACUUAGUUUCGAAGAGCUCUAUAGAAAUGCCUAUACCAUGGUAUUGCAUAAACAUGGAGAAAAAUUAUACACUGGUUUGCGGGACGUUGUCACAGAUCAUUUAGUUGACAAGAUAAGAGAAGAUGUUCUUUCAGCAUUGAACAAUAACUUUCUACAAACCUUGAACAGUGCAUGGAAUGACCACCAAACAUCAAUGGUUAUGAUUAGAGACAUACUUAUGUAUAUGGACAGAGUGUAUGUUCAACAAAAUAAUGUAGACAAUGUGUACAAUCUGGGACUGAUGAUAUUUAGAGAGAAGGUUGUAAGACAUCCAAUGAUAAGGGAUCACCUCCGCAGUACAUUGUUAGAAAUGGUAGCAAAGGAAAGAAGAGGAGAGGUGGUCGAUAGGGGAGCUGUUAAAAACGCUUGUCAAAUGCUGAUGGUUCUUGGCAUAGACUCCAGAGCUGUAUAUGAAGAAGAUUUUGAAAGACCAUUUCUGGAGCAAAGUGCAGAAUUUUACAGGUCUGAGAGUCAAAAGUUCCUUGCCGAAAACAGUGCUUCUGUGUAUAUAAAGAAAGUGGAAGCAAGAAUCAAUGAGGAAGCUGAAAGAGCUACUCAUUAUUUGGACACUUCAACUGAAGAUCCCAUUGUUAGGGUUUUGGAAGAAGAAUUAAUCAGUAAACAUAUGAAGACAAUUGUAGAGAUGGAGAACUCGGGAGUUGUUCAUAUGCUGAAAAAUAAUAAAACAGAUGAUUUAGCUUGUAUGUACAAGUUGUUUAUACGUGUAUUAAAUGGUUUGAAGACAAUGUGUGACUGUAUCAGUGUGUACCUGAGGGAACAAGGCAAAGCUAUUGUAUCCGAAGAAGGAGAAGAUGGUAAAAAUGCCAUCACAUAUGUACAGAGUUUGUUGGAUUUAAAGGAUAGAUUUGACCAUUUUCUGCAUGAGUCUUUCGGUGACGAUAAACAGUUUAAACAAAUGAUCUCUAAAGACUUUGAAAAUUUUAUUAAUUUGAAUCCUAAGUCCCCAGAGUAUUUAUCACUGUUCAUAGAUGAAAAAUUGAAGAAAGGAGUUAAAGGAAUGACAGAACAGGAAAUAGAAACAGUGUUAGAUAAGAGUAUGGUGUUAUUCAGGUUCUUACAAGAAAAGGAUGUAUUUGAACGGUAUUAUAAACAGCAUCUUGCUCGUAGGUUAUUGCUCAACAAAAGUGGCUCAGAUGAUUCAGAAAAGAAUAUGAUUUCAAAAUUAAAGACUGAGUGUGGUUGUCAGUUUACAUCUAAGUUAGAAGGAAUGUUUAAAGAUAUGACAGUAUCUAACACAAUUAUGGAUGAAUUUAAAGGUUUCUUAAGUACAGCGCAGGUUAAUCUAAGUGGGGUGGAUCUAACUGUGCGAGUAUUAACGACAGGGUUCUGGCCUACACAGUCAGCAACACCCAGAUGUAAUAUACCUAGUGCAGCACGUACAGCCUUUGAAAAUUUUAGAAGAUUCUAUUUGGCGAAACAUAGUGGUAGACAGCUUACAUUACAACCACAGUUAGGAAAUGCAGAUUUGAAUGCUACUUUCUUUGGUGCCAAGAGAGACGAUGAUUCAAGUGGUGCUAGCAGCUCUAAGGGACCCAGAAAACACAUUAUACAAGUAUCAACAUAUCAGAUGUGUGUACUAAUGCUCUUCAACAAUAGGGAUAAAUGGACUUAUGAAGAGAUAAAAAAUGAAACAGAUAUACCAGAGAAAGAUUUAAUAAGAGCUGUACAGUCUUUAGCUAUUGGUAAAAUUACUCAACGAGUUCUACAAAAGGAACCAAAAACAAAAGAAAUAGAACCUAGUCACGUAUUAAGUGUAAAUGAUCAGUUCACAUCCAAAUUGUUCAGAGUCAAGAUUCAGACGGUGGCGGCCAACAAAGGCGAAGCAGAACCUGAAAGAAAAGAAACGAGAACUAAAGUAGAUGAAGACAGAAAACAUGAGAUUGAAGCUGCAAUAGUCAGAAUUAUGAAAGCAAGGAAGAAAUUACAGCAUAAUGUCUUAGUAACAGAGUGUACAGAACAGCUUAAAGCCAGAUUCCUGCCUAGUCCAGUAGUUAUUAAAAAAAGAAUUGAAGGUUUGAUAGAGCGUGAAUAUUUAGCAAGAACACCAGAAGAUAGGAAAGUAUAUACUUAUGUAGCAUAAGAAGAAUAUUUAUUUAAACAACAAUUUCUGAAAGUCAGUGAGCAUUUGUAUACUAUACUUAUGUCUUCACAUGGAAUUAUGCUUGCACCAAGAGGGGGAAUAAAAUCCAUGAAGAAUCGUCUACGAAACCUGCAUAUUAAAGAGUCUCAGAUGAGAAAGCCUUUGUCAGCCUAAAUAUUGCAAAGACUUUUAUGUAGUUUAUACUAAAUACUAUUUAUUUUAAGAAAGGAUUGUCCAGAUAUGUAUCUAUGCAGUCUGUGCAAAGUUUUCAAUUUUCUUUAUGUGUUAAUAUUUUAUCUGUUUGAAUCAGAAUAAAUGGCUUUUUAUGAAUGAGGGAAAUCACCGGUGGCACUCAUCAUUCAUGUAGGUUAUUGAUUGUCAUAUUGACUAUCAUGUAGUGAUCUUUUUCUAAUCAGACAAAGGUUCCUCCUACUCUCAGGUGACAAAUUUUAUAUUUCUAUUUAAGAUUUAAGAAAACAUUUCUGUUGUUUUAUUAACUUGCAAUUUUUUUAAUGAUUUUUUGGUUCUAUUAAAAGGACUCAAAAAGUUGUGAACAGAUUCUACUUUCUUGACUACCUGCUAUAUAUUUAAAUGUUUUAGAUUUAACAUUUUUUGUUUUGUCUCUGAAAAUUUGAAUUACAUUUGCAGCCAUUGAAUGGUUGAUAAAUAUUUCUUGUGACAAAAUGGUCAGAAUUUUAUCACAACAUAACUUACAAAUGUCAUUUACUUUGCCUUUGUGUAAAAUGAAUGCAAAGAAUAUGUGUGAAUAAUCCGUAGGUUAUUUGUUCGCUUGAACAAUCAUAUAAUAUGUAUAACUGUGUGAAGCUUUACUUGGAAGAUGAAUGUAUGUAUGUAUGUUUGUAUGGUAGUUCAUUGGAAUGCAUGCAGGGAAACUAGUAUGAUGUUUGAUUGCAAUAUGUUACACUGUUUAUAUUCAAAUUCUUCUGAUAAUUUUAGGGGUAUUAGAUAUUGACGUAACAUAGACUUUGACAGGACUGCAUCCCACCUUUGAAAGUUGUCAUUUAAAUGUCAUGGAAUGGUUUAUUUUCAUUAGACUUAUCUUCAUACUCUUCUAUUAAAUGACUUAUGACAUAAUUUGCAUUUGUGAUUGCAAUGAUGACAUACGCAAAUGAUCAAAUAUUCAGUUUUCUUCCAAGUCUGUUAAAUUAUAAUGGUUAAAACUUUCUAAACUUUCUGUCAGUUAAAAACAAGGUGAUUGCCUAGAAUUUUGAAUUUGCAUUGUAAUUUCUGAAUACAGGAAAGGAAUGAUCAAAUUUUUAAAACAAUACAAUAUUUUGCCAGUAAUUUGAUUUUCUUCAGCUGUGGAAUAAAGCAUAACUAUUUUGCAAUUUUCUCCACAUGAUUUAGUUGAAGACUAUAAAUACACUUUCAAUAAAAAGAUAAAACCCUUAAAAAGCAAUUUAAUAUGAAAUAAAGAUUUAAAUCAAAGUCAUUAUACAUGUAUAGGAGAUAAAAGGACAGUAAUCUUUCUGAUAAUUUUUGUCAACUAUGUAUGAAUUAACAGUUCUUUGGAAUAUUUCAGAAUAGAAUAAUAUAAUGAAAAUCACUGUUGAUAUAUACCUUGUAUAAAAUAAAGCUUACACAUUUACAUACAAAAUAAAAUAACAUUGAGUGAAAGGAUAACAGUAUAUAUAUCAUCUAAGAAAAUCUGAUGAAAAAAAAUAAUAAUGUACAAAUUUUAAAUCAUGUUAUAAAUGUACAAAUUUCAUGAAUUUGAAACUAGUCAUUUUACUGCUUAACAAUAUACAGAGUUAUUUUGUCCCCUAAUCCAAGAGAUAUAUGUUUGACAAGCAUUUUUUUUGUUUCUGUUUACUGCAUCUGACCUUUUUAUUUAGAACAACACAAUUUGUCAAAGAAAAAUUACAAAUGGCAUAUUUUACUCCAGUGACCAUAACUAUAAUGCCAAACCAGAACUAUAAGAAACAAAAGUGCUGUAUUAGUUGGAGUUCAAACUAUAUUUAUAGUGUAUUCAAAGUGGAAACAUUUUUUUUAAGCAAAUUGCCUAUAUGUAGCAACAUUAUCACAGAAAAAAUACUAACUUAGUAGACAGUAAUUGAUAAACAUUUACAAACAUGGAAUUACAAACAUUAUGGAACUAAUGUUAUGUCUCAUAGGCUAUUUCAAGACAAAAUAUAUAUUUUUACAAAAUGUUAGCGAAAUGUUGCUAUUCUUUUUGUUCUGGUUUGAAAAAAAAAGUAUGUUGAAGAAAUAGUUGGGGCAAGAAAAUGUAUUGAUAUUUUUUUGGAUUGUAUUAUUUUAAGUGAAACUGUUAUGGCGUAUUUGAUCCAUACUUCAAUUAGUAUGGUGUCAGCAAUCAUUAUGAUGUUGAAAUUUUACAUAAUGGGGAAACAAUUUCUCCACAAAAACUCAUAAAAUAAAUGUGAUAACUUA
Molecule: messenger RNA, 4894 nt
Organism: Mytilus californianus (California mussel)
Lineage: Eukaryota; Metazoa; Mollusca; Bivalvia; Mytilida; Mytilidae
Product: cullin-3-A-like
Exons: 20
Coding region: 203-2482 (759 amino acids)
Biological process (GO): protein ubiquitination; ubiquitin-dependent protein catabolic process
Cellular component (GO): Cul3-RING ubiquitin ligase complex
Molecular function (GO): ubiquitin protein ligase binding
Source: RefSeq, a predicted model, not a curated record